Molecule: messenger RNA, 1473 nt
Organism: Dendroctonus ponderosae (mountain pine beetle)
Lineage: Eukaryota; Metazoa; Arthropoda; Insecta; Coleoptera; Curculionidae
Gene: PIG-U
Product: phosphatidylinositol glycan anchor biosynthesis class U protein
Exons: 1
Coding region: 49-1416 (455 amino acids)
Biological process (GO): protein localization to cell surface; attachment of GPI anchor to protein
Cellular component (GO): GPI-anchor transamidase complex; membrane
Source: RefSeq, a predicted model, not a curated record
ACUACUUGUCUUUAUCUAUGUCACUCACUCUCUCACUUGUCUUCAUCUAUGGUGGAGGCUUAUAAACAAACAAGAAAACCUGCAUUAAAAUCUGCAAAAAUGCGGAAACAACAACCAAAGAAUGAAUCAAAACCCUCGUGUGCUGCUGCCCCAGUAACUUUGCUAGUAAUUGCCGCAGUAUUACGUUACUUAUUGAUGACAUCCAAAUACCAAGGAAUUAUUGCAAACCAUGUUACGAUAUCUACCCCAUUAAAUUCAUGGAAAAGAGUGUUAGAGGGCUCAUUUUUGUUUUCUAAAGACAUUAAUCCAUAUGACGGGGACCGGUUGCACGAAAUGCCCUUAGCAGUGAAAUUUUACCAAAUGGUUUACGAGUGUAUGUUCAAAAAUGUUUACUUCAUGUUCAUUGCCUUCGAUCUUGGAACCGGAGUGCUUUUGUACUUCGCUACCAAAAGGUAUGCAAAGCUGUUUCUUGAAGAGCACCAGGAAAAAGGUAGAUUUCCAAAGGACGUACAGGAAUAUUUGCCAAGAGAGGAUUUUCCUGAUAAAGUGACUAUUUAUGUUUUGAUGUCAAUCUUAUUUAAUCCUUACAGUUUAUUGGGUUGUGUGGGAUUUUCCACUAUGGGAAUACAUAACUUUUUCUUGUCAUUGUUCAUUUUCGGGAUGGUUUUUGGUAAUGUUCUGAUUAGUAGUUUUGCUCUAGCAAUAUGCUCAUGUGUAUCAUUAUAUCCUGUAAUAUUGAUUCUCCCGCUUAUCACAUAUUUUGCUAAAGUGCACAAGAGCCAACUCAAAGCCGCAUCAGUUGCUGUUAGUUUUAUAGCAUUCUUAAUUCUAAUUACGUGGUGUAACACCAAACUUAGUUUUAACUUCGCAGCCAAUGUAUACGGCUUUAUUUUAUCAGUACCAGAUUUACAACCAAAUAUCGGACUAUUUUGGUAUUUUUUCACCGAAAUGUUUGACCAUUUUCGCGAAUUGUUUAUUUAUUCUUUUCAGAUUAACGCUACUAUUUUAUAUUUAGUGCCAUUGUCCAUCAGGUUUAGAAAUACUCCUUUUGUUCUCACUGUAGCCUUACUAUUUCUAAUAGCAAUCUUUAAGUCUUAUCCAUGUUCAAGUGAUUUGGGCUUUGCAUUGAGUCUUUUGCCCAACUUUUUACAUCUGUUCUCAUUUUGCCAGCAGGGCUUUGUUGUCGGCGUUAUUUUGCUUAUAACCAGCUCUCUAGCACCAGUGUUAUGGCACUUAUGGAUUUACAAUGCUUCUGCUAAUGCUAAUUUCUAUUUUGGCGUCACUCUGGCUUAUGCCAUCGCGCAAAUAUUUCUCGUAACUGAUAUUUUAUUUGCUCAAACUAAAUGGGAAUUUUCACUUAAACAUGGAAAAGAUACCAAAAUUGAUGGCGAAGAGGGUGUACUAAGUUUAGAAUAGAAUUAGUGGCUUUGUUGUUAUCUUUUUCAACAAAAUUAAAACAUAGAGUUAACAAAA